Messenger RNA from Penicillium coprophilum, 462 nucleotides. RefSeq names its product chorismate mutase. The record is from RefSeq and is a predicted model, not a curated record. Gene Ontology annotation, molecular function: chorismate mutase activity. Lineage: Eukaryota; Fungi; Ascomycota; Eurotiomycetes; Eurotiales; Aspergillaceae. Gene Ontology annotation, biological process: chorismate metabolic process; salicylic acid biosynthetic process. The transcript is spliced from 3 exons. The coding region runs from base 1 to 462 and encodes 153 amino acids.
AUGAUGCUUUUCCUUCUCUUUGGAUUUGUAGCUUUUGCUAUUGCAGGUUCCAUCGCCAAUGCCAGUACAAAUACCUGCUAUGGCUCCAAUGUGAUCUCAACACCUUCAGCGGACCACCGCCCUGUGCCAUGGGGUACCCCGAGUGUCCAUUUUUCGUCAAAUGGCACACCAACUACCUGCUGUGACUCCCUCGACGAGAUCCGUACCGCGCUCGAUGAUAUCGACAAUGAACUACUCAGUCUCCUAAAUCGGCGGGCCGCUUAUGUCCGCGAGGCCACUCGGUUCAAGUCCACACGGGCUUCUGUGAAUGUUCCCUCGCGCAAUGAGGCCGUCCUCAAGCAGGCAGAGCAGCAGGCGGUGGAUAUUGGGGUGCCAGUGACGAUUGCCCGGGCGGCCAUGGGGGCCAUUUUGAACUCCAGCGUGCCUUUUGAAGAGUGCAUUUUUGAUGCCUAUGUUGAAUAA